AUGGCCAACUCUAUCGGUGGAAAGGAUUGCAUGAUCUCAGAAUGGAUUCUGUUAGUCGCUGCUUGGUCUCUUGUGGCCUUGAGAAUGUACACUCGAUUGCUUGUGCAAAGACAAAAGUUGAGGUUGUCUGAGUACAUCCUGCUUUUCUCUGCUCUCAUUGGGCUGGGACUUAUUAUCUGCGACACAUUGACUUAUCAACUCGGUGUUAUGGAUGAGUGGGAAUCUUCUGUCACGCUAUCCAAGAUCUCGUUCGCUUCGAACUACUUCUACGACUUUGGAAUGGGCUUCCCCAAAUUGAGCAUGCUCGCUUUCUACUGGGGCGUCUUCCCAUCCGACAGACCUACAUUGCGUAAAGCCAUGUACAUCAUCACCGCCUACGUCUGCCUCGCCUACUUCACCGUCCUCUGGCUCGAUACCUUCUACUGCGGCGUCCCUGUUUCCAUCCAAUGGAGUCAAGAAGAAGGAGCUUGUAGUGUGUUUUACGCAGAUACACCUUUCUACUUCAAUUUUACCAUGAACCUGUCUUCGUACAUUUUCAUCUACACACUGCCCCUUUUCCUCCUCAAAGGCAUGAGCAAGGAACACAAAACAGCCAUCUACUUUACCUUCUCACUGGGUAUCGUGCCCGCCUUGACGACGCUCAUCCGCUUCAUCACGUUGAACACAGAUUCCAAUGAGCCGAAUUUGGUGUACAUUUUGAGUAUGGUUGAGAUGGCCACAGCUAUUGCUGCUGUAUCUGUGCCUGGAUUGAAGCCGCUACUGGAUAGAAAGAGCAGUGUACAGCCGGAUGAUAGGUCGUUCGUUAGUGGAGAGGUUGUGAGGGCUGAGAAGCAGGGAGAUCAGGUUUGAUAGGGAAUGUGAGGUGGAAAGAGGAUGCAGGAGGAUGUGACGACAUCACUCCGGAGACAAGGUCUUGUUCUGCUAUGAGUAUCUUGUCACGGG
Molecule: messenger RNA, 942 nt
Organism: Aureobasidium pullulans EXF-150
Lineage: Eukaryota; Fungi; Ascomycota; Dothideomycetes; Dothideales; Saccotheciaceae
Exons: 5
Coding region: 1-849 (282 amino acids)
Source: RefSeq, a predicted model, not a curated record